Durio zibethinus is the source of this 789-nucleotide messenger RNA. RefSeq names its product NAC domain-containing protein 83-like. Gene Ontology annotation, biological process: regulation of DNA-templated transcription. The record is from RefSeq and is a predicted model, not a curated record. Gene Ontology annotation, molecular function: DNA binding. Lineage: Eukaryota; Viridiplantae; Streptophyta; Magnoliopsida; Malvales; Malvaceae.
AUGAACAAGCAGCUUAAUUUUGUUAGAGAUAGAGUAACCAAAUUGCCACCUGGCUUCCGUUUCCAGCCAACAGAUGAAGAGCUUGUCUUUCAGUACUUGAAAUGCAAGGUCUUUUCCUUCCCUUUGCCUGCUUCAAUCAUUCCUGAGCUCAAUGUUUACAAGUAUGAUCCCUGGGAUUUGCCAGGUGGGUUGGAGCAAGAGAAGUAUUUUUUUAGCGGUAAGGAAGCCAAGUAUAGAAUCGGGACCCGGAUCAACAGAGCGACUGCUUCUGGUUAUUGGAAGGCAACCGGGUUAGACAAGCAAAUUAUAUCAAGGAGAAAUCAAAUAGCAGGGAUGAGAAAAACUCUAGUUUUUCACAUGGGGAAGCCUCCACAUGGGUCUAGAACUGAUUGGAUCAUGCAUGAAUAUCGUCUAGUUACUGUAGCAAACAAAGAUUGCAACUCUCCACUGGCAAAGAACCCAAUAAUCGAGAAUUAUUUGAAUCAUCACAUGGAAAAGUGGGUUGUCUGUCAUAUAUUUUUGAGGAAAAGAAAUAAGAAAAGUACUGAUCAGGAGGAGAUUACUCAGAGUUGUUUCAAUAAUAAUAUUAAAGAAGUGAAAAAACCAAUGGCAGUGGUUCAUCAUAUUGAGCCAAAAUUCUUUUAUUCUAUGAGAGAAAAAGGUGGCAUAACAGCUGUGUCAUCUUCCUCAUCAUCAUCUUCUUCAGGUUCGAGCAGUAGUAUCACUGAGGUUUCUUCAAGUGGAGCAGACAACAUUGGAGAAAGCAGUAGCUGCAAUAUUGUAUUUUGA